Molecule: messenger RNA, 1744 nt
Organism: Chiroxiphia lanceolata (lance-tailed manakin)
Lineage: Eukaryota; Metazoa; Chordata; Aves; Passeriformes; Pipridae
Gene: PPIL4
Product: peptidylprolyl isomerase like 4
Exons: 13
Coding region: 93-1535 (480 amino acids)
Biological process (GO): protein peptidyl-prolyl isomerization
Cellular component (GO): nucleus
Molecular function (GO): RNA binding; peptidyl-prolyl cis-trans isomerase activity
Source: RefSeq, a predicted model, not a curated record
GCCCUUCCCGCCCCUUACGGCCCGCGGGGGCCUCCGCGCCGGCAGAGGGCGCGCUAGCCGGGCCGCCGCGCGGGAGGGGGCGGGCGGCGGCCAUGGCGGUGCUGCUGGAGACCACGGUGGGCGACCUGGUCAUCGACCUGUACACGGAGGAGCGGCCCCGCGCUUGUCUGAAUUUCCUGAAGCUCUGCAAAGUCAAGUACUACAACUAUUGUCUUAUUUAUAAUGUACAGAGGGAUUUUAUUAUACAAACUGGGGACCCCAUGGGAACUGGCCGUGGAGGGGAAUCCAUAUUUUGUCAACUCUAUGGUGAUCAAGCUAGAUUUUUUGAGGCAGAAAAGGUGCCGAGAAUCAAGCAUAAGAAGAAAGGAACUGUGUCAAUGGUGAACAAUGGCAGUGAUCAGCAUGGAUCACAGUUUCUUAUUACUACAGGGGAAAACCUGGAUUACCUUGAUGGUGUACAUACAGUAUUUGGAGAAGUGACAGAAGGCAUGGAUGUAUUGAAGACAAUUAAUGAAACCUUUGUAGAUAAGGACUUUAUCCCGUAUCAAGAUAUCAGGAUAAAUCACACAGUAAUUUUAGAUGAUCCGUUUGAUGAUCCACCUGGCUUGGCUGUUCCUGACCACUCACCAGAACCUACGAAGGAACAGCUCGAUAGUGGCAGAAUAGGAGCAGAUGAAGAAAUUGAUGACAUGAAAGGACGGUCUGCAGAUGAAAUAGAAGAAGUUCAAGCAGAAAAAGAAGCAAAAACUCGUGCCAUUCUUCUGGAAAUGGUGGGAGACUUACCAGAUGCAGAUGUCAAGCCACCAGAAAAUGUGCUGUUUGUUUGUAAGCUGAAUCCUGUGACCACAGGGGAAGACCUGGAGAUAAUAUUUUCACGAUUUGGUCCCAUUAAAAGCUGUGAAGUGAUUCGAGACUGGAAGACUGGUGAAUCUCUUUGUUAUGCUUUCAUUGAAUUUGAAAAGGAGGAAGACUGUGAGAAAGCCUACUUCAAAAUGGACAAUGUACUGAUAGAUGACAGACGGAUACAUGUGGAUUUUAGUCAGUCUGUUGCAAAGAUUAAAUGGAAAGGAAAAGGUGGGCGUUAUACCAAGGACGAUUUCAAAGAGUACGAGAAGGAACGUGACAAACCUUCAAAACUUGCUCUGAAAGAGAAGGUAAAACCAAAGCAAGAUGCCAAGUAUGACCUUGUGCUGGAUGAGGAUGUAGAAGAGUCUCAAACAAGUCAGUCACACUUGGCUAAAAAACAAAAGAAGAAAAAGCACCACCACUCCGAAGAUGACGAUGAUGACAAGAGGAUCAAAAAAUCUAAGGAUUCUGAUCGAAAACAUGAGGGGGAACGCUGUAGAGAGAGGAUAAAGAGUGAGAAGAAAGACAGGCACCGGAGUCGCAGCCGUUCUCAGGAGAGAGAUUACAGUUACAGCAAACAGAAAGACAAAUACAAAGAAGACUUCCGAGUAAAAGACUGGGAUAAAAAAACAGACAGAAGCAGAAGUCCUAAGAAAUCAAAAGACAAAGAGAGGUCCAAGUACAGAUGAAGGAUGAGGAAAAGAAAGAGGGGGACUAAAAUAUGUUUUCUUCCAGUAUUUCCAACAUUCUGUCAAAUGGAUGUACAGUUACUGGAUAAAAGCAGUUGCCUUCUGUUGGCAGCCUGACCUUAUAAUUCUAUGAAUGCCCAGUGUAUGACUCUCAGAGUAAGCUGUGAUUCCAAAACCAUGGUUUCAAUAAAGUAUUUUAUGUUAGUUAA